Zootoca vivipara (common lizard) is the source of this 7351-nucleotide messenger RNA. RefSeq names its product ANTXR cell adhesion molecule 1 (gene ANTXR1). NCBI's taxonomy places the organism in Eukaryota, Metazoa, Chordata, Lepidosauria, Squamata, Lacertidae. Gene Ontology annotation, molecular function: transmembrane signaling receptor activity. Gene Ontology annotation, cellular component: plasma membrane; cell surface. The record is from RefSeq and is a predicted model, not a curated record.
GGGAGGGGGAGGGAGAGCCUUCCCACAUUCUCCGAAAUCUGGGGCAAAGCCGGGGAGGGAAAGACCCGGGGGAGAAGUCUCCGGAAGCCGCCUCUCGCCUUGCAGACUGCGGCGAUGCUGCCUCGUCGGCGCUGCGAGAAGAAGCCCCUUUGAAAGGCGAGGAGGCGGCGAGCCCGCUGGGCAUCAUCCGCAAACGGGGAGGCGAGCCCUCUUGCCUUGGCGGCGAUUGUUCCCUCGGGUCUCCGCGCCGCGAAGCCCUGCAUGGAGAGGGCGUGAGGAGGCGCGCAAGUGGCCCGGGGCUCGCUGGAUCCUGCCCCGCCAUGGAUGCCCGCAAGGCGAGCCUCCCGCGCUGGGGCUUGCACGGUCUGCUCUUUGCAACGGUGCUGCUCGCCUGCGGCGGGCAAGGCAGGAGCCGGGAGGACGGCGGCGCCGCCUGCUACGGGGGCUUCGACCUCUACUUCAUCCUGGACAAAUCAGGAAGUGUCUUGCACCACUGGAAUGAAAUCUACCAUUUUGUGGAACAUCUGGCCCACAAAUUUAUAAGCCCCCAGUUGAGGAUGUCCUUCAUUGUUUUCUCAACCAGAGGCUCAACUCUGAUGAGGCUCACUGAAGACAGGGAGCAGAUCCGUCAAGGCUUGGAGGAGCUCCAGAAAGUCCUGCCAGGAGGAGACACGUACAUGCACGAAGGCUUCGAGAGGGCAAGUGAGCAAAUUUACCAUGAAAAUGUUCAAGGUUUUAGGACGGCGAGUGUCAUCAUUGCACUGACAGACGGAGAACUUCAUGAGGACCUUUUCUUCUAUGCAGAAAGAGAGGCAAACCGAUCCCGUGACCUGGGGGCAACUGUGUACUGUGUUGGCGUGAAAGAUUUCAAUGAAACACAGCUGGCACGGAUCGCUGACAGCAAGGAUCACGUCUUCCCCGUGAAUGAUGGCUUCGAAGCUCUCCAGGGGAUCAUUGACUCAAUUUUGAAGAAAUCAUGCAUUGAAAUCUUGGCUGCGGAACCUUCUAGUAUAUGUGCAGGAGAGUCGUUCCAAGUGGUCGUGACGGGAAACGGCUUUCGCCACGCUCGCAAUGUCGACCGCGUCCUCUGCAGCUUCAGGAUCAACGAGACGGUCACGCUCAAUGAGAAACCAUUCAAGGUGGAGGACACCUACCUGCUCUGCCCUGCACCUGUGCUGCGAGAAGUUGGCAUGGAAGCUGCUCUCCAGGUCAGCAUGAACGAUGGGCUCAGCUUCAUCUCGAGCUCUGUCAUCAUAUCCAGCACACACUGUUCUGAUGGGACGAUCCUGGCCAUUGCUCUGCUGAUCCUUUUCCUUUUGCUGGCGCUGGCUCUGCUGUGGUGGUUCUGGCCUCUCUGCUGCACCGUGAUCAUUAAGGAGCCUCCCCCACCCCCCAUGGAAGACAGCGAGGAAGAAGACGACGAUGGGCUUCCCAAGAAAAAGUGGCCAACAGUAGACGCCUCCUAUUAUGGUGGGCGUGGCGUUGGCGGAAUUAAGCGGAUGGAGGUUCGCUGGGGGGAAAGGGGAUCCACUGAGGAAGGUGCAAAGCUGGAGAAGGCCAAGAACGCUCGGGUCAAGAUGCCAGAGCAAGAGUACGAAUUCCCAGAGCCCAGGAAUCUUGGAAACAACAUGCGGAGGUCGUCUUCCCCCCACAAGUGGUACUCUCCAAUUAAGGGAAAGCUGGAUGCCCUCUGGGUUUUGCUGCGGAAAGGUUACGACCGAGUGUCUGUGAUGCGACCACAACCGGGAGACAAGGGUCGCUGCAUUAAUUUCACCCGAGUGAAGACAUCACAGCCUCCCCCCAAGUACCCUCUCAACAACGCCUACCACCCCCCUCCCCCUGCCCCCAUCUACACCCCUCCACCACCCAGCUCCCCAGUGCCUCCUACCCCGUCUCCGCCCUCCACGCUCCCCCCUCUCCCUCCCCCUCCUCAUGCUCCUCCCCCAAAUCGGGCCCCUCCCCCUUCUCGUCCCCCUCCACGGCCCUCUGUCUAAACACCCUGCCCUCUCUCCCAGAAGCCUUUCUUAAGCCAUUUUCAACAGUACUGUAAAACCAUUCUUAACAUUCUGGGUGAAGAGACAAGCAAACCCCUUUCAAUACUUCUUCUUCUUCCUCCUCCUCCUCCUCCUCCUCCUCCUCCUCCUCCUCCUCCUCCUCCUCUUCUUCUUCUCAAAAAGUCCUCUAAUGCCCCAGUUGACUGGAAUGCUCAAAUCCCUGGCAUUCAGUUUGGAAGAAAUCUCUGCCAUUCAUCACUUUAAAAAGAGUAUGACUCUGACAACGAAAGCAAAACAGUCGCUGGACGCUGCCCACAGCCCUGUGUGUUCAGGAUACCACCAGCCACUGAUCUGAAAGCCAUCCUCUUCCUGUCAGGUUGAGUAGAUCAUCCGUCAGAGGUGAGUGGUGGGGAUCUCAGGAGGACAGCAUGGCUGUGGCCACAGAAAUCCUUGGAGCCCACGCCAGUAUUGCCACGUGGAAGGUAUUCCUGAGCAUGCCUGGAUUUGAUAUGUUGCUAGAAAGAAGGCAGUAGGUGCAAUUAACUCAAGUCUGAUGGUUUCAGAGGAAGAACAGAUGACUGGAAGCAAAGGAAACGUCAGCACUUUGCCCUUUGAAGAAUCAUAGAAUUGUAGAGUUGGAAGGGACCCCAAGGGUCAUACGGUCCGCACCCUGCAAUGGAAGUGGAGGAAGUGGCCUGAAAUGGAAUGUAUGGCUUUGUCAUGUUCUCAGCUGACAGGAGGAGUCCAGAGGAGUUGGGAUGCUGUGAUGAAGCAGAGCAAAUGCAGCCGCUGGGUGGAAAGGCGGCCUUGCCCAGGCAAGGGGCAGAAGUUCUGUGGCACAUGGCCGUGAGAUUUCCAAAAGGCAGCCCAAGGGCAGCCCAAAGUGGUUGAUUCCAUGGGAGAUCUGAAAACCACCAACAAUACACCUGACUGGCCCUGCAAGGACCCUUUUAGGAAGUGUGCUGGCAGUUUAAGUGAAUCCACUUCCUGUUGGCCGGCUUUGGAAAAACAACACACCUCAAUCAUGGGAAGGAGGAACAGAAGGAAAGGGAGUUUCACGCAAAUGUUUCCCCAGCGUGCAGAGAGGAGGUGAAACGACUUGAAUUGCCAUGGUUUUAAAAAGACUAGACAACUUUCCCCCUUUAGUAGCUACUUUCAAAUGGACUCGGAGAACCGUAUGUUGAUGCCAGUUCAAGGCGGCUCUUUUAGUGGAUUUGAUCAUGCUGAACUGGUCUCAAGUGGUGCCUAGACUGAGCGAGAGCUUGAUACAUUCUGGCUUAGCCACGUUAACUUGCCCUCUUGAUGUGUGUUCAGAGAGAACUUUGGAAAAGAGUGAGAUGGAUGCUGAUCUGAGAGGUGUGACUUGAGUUUCAUGUCCUCUGCUGACUCUGUAUUUGGCCAUGGGACGCCACUCUUGGCCUCAGAUGCAAUUGCAGACCCUUACAAAUUGGAAGUGGCCUGGGAAUUGGUUCCAUGGAUAUCACCUGAAAAAGUUCAUCAUGUAUUGACUUCAACACAGUGUGAGACUCUUUUCCUCCAGUACUUAUUUUACAAAACCUAUGUUGAUUUCAUUCCGUUUUGAAGGGGCAAUUCACACAGCCACCUCGUGCCUGCCUGCCUGCUCUUGGCAUUUCUGUACAGCUCACCUUCAUCACUGAUGCAAGGAGCCCUCCAUGCCUGCCUUUGACUGGGAAGGAGCCCCAUUUCAAUGGGAUCUGCACGCAGGAGGUCCAAGGCUGUUUCCAUCUCGAGGCGUUUGGAUUACAGGACAGAGCAAGGGCCCAGAGAGCAGCUGUGAGCCCAGAUAGAUGGUGCUAGGCUAGGUAAGCCAAUAGCCUGACUUGCUGUAAGACAAGUUACGUUGCGGCACCCGCAGGAAACUAGCCUUAGUUAGCGGGGGGUGCAGCACCUUGCUGGGGCAAUACCAAAAUGUGCAAUAACACUGAGACUCCCAGGAGAUGCACAGGCUGCAUCGUUGCUUUUUAUAAGUGGGAGCUGACUCAGUUUUCCAGUCCUGCAAAUGUAUGUAUUUUACCUGUAGUAAAAUGUCUGACAACCUGCCUUAGUAACACAGAUGUUAGAAGUAGAUAAAAUAAUUGCAUCAAUAAUGGCAAACUCAUGCAGCACCGUGCGAUCAUUAGGAUCAGUUUCCCCCAAGGAAAACACCCCUCCUGGUGUUUCUGGAGGAUUUCAACACCUUUCUGCAGAAUGAUGCAUCCUAAAGUUGUUCAAAAUGGUGACGGACGGGAUCCGGUCAGUGUUUAGCACGUUGAGCUUGCAUUGCUUUCAGUGACUUCGAUAUGCCGACUCCACUCUCCCUUGCGGACAUGAAAAUCAAUGUGGCCUUUGGCUCCCUUGUGCUCCCGUAGACAAUCACUGCAAGAGAUCAAGGCCACAGUCCAGGGGGAAUGCUUGCGCAUGCAUCUGCCAUAGGGCAUGUCCACCUUCAUUGUUAAGGUAGGUUGCAAAGAAAUUAUUUGCGGGGUCAUUGCAGCCAGAAGGUGGCCUUGCAUGGGUAGACUUGGCUAUUUGGGUGCUCUGAGAAUCUCUGGGCUGGAACACUUUGCACAUCGCAGCAUGUGGUAGAAAACCAAGCAUGUCGUUGACUUGUCCAGGAAAGGAACCUGUGCAUCUGCCCUGGGGGAGAGAUGCAUAAUCUUCAGAUGUGCAUGGCACAUAAGAAGAGCCUGCUGGGUCAGGCCAAUAGCCCACCUAGUCUGCAGGAAACCCACAAGCAGGAUUGGAGCACAAAACCACUCCCUCCUCCUCCUGUGGUUUCCAGCAACUGAGAUUCAGAGGCAUCACUGCCUUCAACUGGAGGCAGAGCACAGCCUUGUGGCUAGUAGUCAUCAAUAGCCUUCCCCUCCACGAAUUUGCCUAAUCCUCUUUUAAAGCCAUCCAAGUUGGUGGCCAUCACUGGCCCCUGUAGGGACGAGUUCCAUAGUUUAACUGGGUGCUGCGUGAAGGACUUUAUUUCACCUGUCCCGAAUCUUCCAACAUUCAGAUAUGCGAGUCGGAAAAGAUUUAGUCAAAUUCAUGGAUGGUAAGUCAACCCAAAGCUAUCUGCCAUGGUAGCUAAAUGGAAUAUGGUCCGAGGCAGGAUAGUGCUGAGCUGUCCCAUAUGCUAGGAAACAACAGGUCCCCGAUCAUCUCCGUGGUCCCACUUUUGAGCUUCCCAGGGCCCUCAGGAUGUGCACUCUUGAAAACAGGAUGCUGGGCUAGACAGCCCCUUGGUUUGGUCGAUGCUCUUUUCUGGUUUCCUGCUGCCUAUGAUCAAAUUCAAAAGCAUCCUAAGGACAACUGUAUAUGGCUGCAACUCAAGCAACUUAAUCCAGAUUGGAAGUGCCCAAUCUGUCUCCAGGGCUGUGGUUUUCAGCAGUUACCAUGAGCUGAGAGUGGCCAGUGGAUACUCCCCUGCCUUUUGCUGCUUCAUCUCCCCACUCUUUUCUUUCCCCAGCUGCACAGCAACAGCUGCUCCAUCUGCAGGCAGAACAAAGCAGCCUUCUGUAAUAGCAAAGCCACCACUCGGGACUCUGCCUGGUCACAAACCUCUCCAGAAAUAGCCACUGUUUGGGUUUUCAGGGUGUAGUUGCAGUUCGGUCACAAGGCGGCCUUGUCAUUGCCCAAGAAGCUCCGGCACAAGGUCCAGCUGGUUGCCACAAUCUAGCUGAGCAGAAGUUCAUCUUGCUGGAAGAUGGGAGCACUCAGUCCAGUUGGAAGCUCUCUUGUGCAAACCUAGUGGAGGUGCAGAACAGCGCAACUUGUAACAAGGGUUUGCCAAGAGAACUUCCUGGCAGACUGCUCGGAAAGUAUAGAACAAAUGGGGUGAGUAAUACAGGGAGUAGGUUUGACUUGUUACAGAGCCUUGAAGGUGCCCCCAAAGUUUGGAAUAAAAAAAGCUUUUUAGAAAAAUGCAACACUUCUUUAGCGUUUAUUUGGUGGCAACGCUGGAAUAAUCUCAGAGGGAAAAUAAGUGCAUUUUGAUAGCUCCCAGUUUUGUUAAAGAUGAAUUUUGUUUUCCCAGUUUAAAAGAUUUUAAAACUAAGGGAACAAAUGAAUUUAAAAGUGUAAGUUAGGCCAGGGAUGUUUUAUUUUUAAAUACACAAAUCCUCUGUGCAUGAUUUAAAAGCAAAAUUCCAAAUCUGUGGUGUAUAUUUUAUUAUUGUAUGCUUGCCAUAUUUUAAGUGGAAGCAUUUCCUAUCCUGUGUGGAUAAAAGAUCUUUUUUCAUGUUGUAGUAAAUUAUUAUAAAGCCAAUGAUAUUUCAUGGCAUGUUAUUGUAUCAAGCUGUGCUUGUUUUUUUGUUUAAUUCCCCCCUUUUAUGGUUGUAUUGCUAUUAUUAAUGUAUGGAUAGUCCCUGUAAUGACGAAUGCCUCCUUUACACAGCAUUAACUGUAAUCAUGAAGACUCUUGAGCAGAAGAUCUUCCACUUAAACCAUUAUCGACAGUUGUAAACAGCAGUUGAGGGGUCUAUCUGUGGUGGAGAAAGAGGACAAUGGACUCAAUCCACUCUUAACUCUUUGGAGAAAGAGCAGAAAGAGCAUGGGGCUGUGCAGAACUCAGGUUUCAACCAUUUUCCAUUUGCCUGACAUUGUUUAGUUGCCAUGAGAGCAAUCGGAAUCAGCUCAAAACUAUUUUCAUGUUAAAGGUGGUGAAAUCUGUGAGAUAUCAGUGCUUAACUUUGGUUGGAUUGUGUCCAUGGACCUCAAACUCUGAUUAAUUUUCCAGGGACAAUUAAUGUUAUGUAACAGAGAGGUUGAACUGGCCAGUGUACUAUAUAGAGACAUAUAGUACUGUGUAUACAUUUUUUUGUUAAUAGAAAAUCCUGAGCUCAUAACAGCAAGUAUUCCAGAACUAGCCAUUUCUAAAGAGAGUUCUUUGUAUAACAAAAAGAAGAGUGGAAGCAGUUGGAUGAGACACCAUCUUUUCUGCAGCUUCAGGAAGAAUUAAAUCGCAAAAUGACUAACCACUUCACAUGUUCAAAUACCGUAGUUGAAUAAAUACUGAUAAAUCAUACUGGACCAAAUCUUGAGAAACUACUUUGGUUGAAUCUAUUUAUUCCUAGAUUCAAAAGCCAAGUGUAUAUGUCAUAUCAUUAACGGUGGCCAAUCUGCAAUUCUUGGAAGUCCCUGGAAGGAUGGAGAGGUUAGCAAAUAAUGGAGAUGAUGUAAGUCAGAAGAGAAGCUUUUCUCUGUAGAUGUGGCGACCUUUGGUGGAUGAGAGAAAUGUCUGUUCAGCAAGCAGAAGACUCUUGUUCUGUGCCCUUGGCUUAUUUGCAUGAAUUGUGUGGGGUUGUUGUUGUUUUUUAGAUACAGCCAUUACUCUCUUAAAUUUUGAUGUUAUUAAAGAACUAAUUUGA